Nematolebias whitei (Rio pearlfish) is the source of this 1955-nucleotide messenger RNA. Its product is annotated as gastrula zinc finger protein XlCGF57.1. Gene Ontology annotation, cellular component: nucleus. NCBI's taxonomy places the organism in Eukaryota, Metazoa, Chordata, Actinopteri, Cyprinodontiformes, Rivulidae. Gene Ontology annotation, biological process: regulation of transcription by RNA polymerase II. The coding region runs from base 258 to 1955 and encodes 565 amino acids. The transcript has 2 exons. Gene Ontology annotation, molecular function: DNA-binding transcription factor activity, RNA polymerase II-specific; RNA polymerase II cis-regulatory region sequence-specific DNA binding. The record is from RefSeq and is a predicted model, not a curated record.
UUAUUUAGCAUCCCGAUCCAUACUCCAUUCCAGUAGAUGGCGGUAAUGCACAUCUAAACGUUGCUUGCCAACCGCCAUAAAACACAAGACGAAGAAGAAGAAGAAGAAGAAGAAGAAGAACCAUCAGGUCUCGGGGACAGACUGAGCGCGGCUGACCGAAGUCAGACUGCCUGCACUGGAUCGAACGAGAGGAGCACACCGCUGAAGCCCCGGAGCUCGAAUGUUCAAUGUCCAACUAACUUUACCGCGGUGUGGAAAUGGAGUGUUUAGAAAGAGAAAAGAUAGAUUAUGAACUGGAAAAGGAGCAACAAGACAAAAUACUGGAUCCUGUUUUCCACUCCAUACUUGGAUUGCACAGACCAGAUGCUGAGCAGACAGUGCUGAUUACGGAAGCGGGUCCAGAAGAACUAAGGCCUAAUGUGGACCAUCAGGACCCAGAACUUUACGUAAAAGAGGAAGAGGAGGGACUCUGGACCAGUGUGGAGGUAGAGCGUCUCAGUGAGAAGGAGCAGGCUGGUGCCACCGGGUUUUCAUUCACUGCAGUUCCUUUGAAGAGUGAGGAUGAUGAAGAGAAACACAGUUUGUCACAGAAUCAACAACACCAAAUAGAAGAUGGAAAUAUUCAAACCUGCAGCUCAGUUGACCAGAUGAAAGUGAUGAAAGUAGAAUCUGGUAAAAAAGACUGUAGAGAAGCAGAAACUACCAGGAACCCAGAGCUAAAUACUGAUGAAGAUGAUUCCAGCUCCUCGGAGACAGAAGUCAGUGAGGAUGACGAAGAGGACAAUGACGAGGAUGAAGAAGGGGUCGAUGACAAGGAUCUGAAUAAUCCUGUCCAUCGGCUAAAAUACCUAUCAGAUUCUGCGUUAAUGACUGAAAACAGUGACAAAGAUGGGAAAGAGAGCAGGGCACCUGAGUCAGAUGUUAACUCCGUCAACUCAUCAUCAUUGAUUUGCUCUGAGUGUGGUAAACAGUUUAACGUCAAAUCUUUUCAGAGACAUAUGACAAGUCAUUCAGAAAUAAAGUAUUCAAGUUGUAUGGUUUGGAACAAAUGUUUUAAACUAAAGAAGAAUGUAGAUUUGCGAAGAAAAGAUCAGACAAAACUGAAAUUAUUUAAGUGUGAUGUCUGUGGUAAAAGAUUUAGUCAAAGAACUAAUCGCAACAAACAUAUGAGAAUACACACAGGAGAGAAACCAUUCAGUUGUGACGACUGUGGUAAAAGUUUUAAUAGAAAAACAAAUUUAAAUGCACACCAGAGAAUUCACACAGGAGAAAAAACAUUUGCUUGUCAUAUUUGUGGACAAAGAUUUAGCCAAAAGUCAAGUUUAAACACACACAUGAUGAUCCACACUGGAGAAAAACCAUUCAGUUGUGAUGAAUGUGAACAAAGAUUUAGUCGAAAAACAAGUUUAAACAGACAUGUAAGAAUCCACGCAGGAGAAAAACCAUUUGAGUGUGUUGUUUGUGAACUAAGGUUUAGCCGAAAGACAUAUCUGAAUAAUCACUUGAGAAUUCACACAGGACAGAAGCUAUAUGUCUGUGAUAUUUGUGGACAAAGAUUUAGCUAUAAGGAAACUUUAAACUCACACAUAAAAGUCCACACUGGAGAAAAACCAUUUGGUUGUGAUUUUUGUGGACAAAGAUUUGGCAGAAAAACAAGUUUAAACAGACACAUGAGAAUCCAUGCGGGACAGAAACCAUUCGAGUGCGAUGUUUGUGAACAAAGUUUUAGUCGAAAGCCACAUCUAAACAAUCACAUGAGAGUCCACACAGGAGAAAAACCAUUCCGUUGUGGUGUGUGCGGUCAAAGAUUUAGCCAAAAGACAAGUUUAAACACUCACUUGAGAAUCCACACUGGACAAAAACCCUUUCAUUGUGAUGUUUGUGGGCUAAGAUUUAGUCAAAAGCCAAAUUUAAACAGACACAUGAAAAUCCACACAAGAGGGAAAACUGGUUAA